AUGUUCCCCUUCAACACUCCGUACAAUCACUUGUUACAUUGGGCUUUCAUCUUCUUUGCGGCGCCAUGGCUCUACAGUUACUUCAACGAACAGAAUCGACUGGAUUCUAUGUCUGUGGAGCAGGCCAUAGUAAAGUCAUGGGACAGAGUCAUAUCACAGCCAUCUAUCAAGUUCAGAAAGGUUGUUGUGGGGUAAGAGUAGGGCACUAUCAUUGCAUUACAGUACUGUUUAAAUAAGUUAAUUAAUGAUGUUACAUUACACCCUAGCACAACUGGUUGUAUCACAUAAUAAAUUUAGUGACACCGACAAAACGCUAUCUAAUAAUAGCCAUCUUAGCAUUGUACUGUUUUAGCAUCAACUGUAACGUAGAUGUCAUCGUGUCUGGAGUAGGCAUGGUGAACAAGUUGAACUUGUCAUCAUCAGAAGUCUGUGACCAUGAAGUCAUGAACAGUCUGAAGGACCUCUACGAGACCUUCAUCUACUUCUUCUCUCGUGGAGCACCAGCUGAGCGCUACAUGGGUGAAGAAGAAGCCUUUGAGAAGUUGGUGGCCACGGCCGAACUCAAAAAUCAACGUGCUCACUACUCGAUUGGAGGUAACGCUGCUCUGAUGGCACAGCAAAUUGCAUCUUCAUUUCCAUUGACUACUGUAAGUUACCUUAUUUCAUAGUUCUUUGUGUUUAGGCUGAUUUAGUAUGUUUACAUACUAGUUAAAUAUUGUAAAUAGUACUGUUUAGUAUUUUAAUACUAUUUAAUAUCGUGUAGUAUUAUAUCUUUUAUUUUUAUAAUACUUUUGAGUUUAGGCGUACUUGGUGGGACCAAUUGGACCACGUUCUCAGGCUUUACUACAUCCGUCAAUCCAAAGAAACAACUCGACGAGGAUUGUACAAGAUGAAAUGCACGUGAUUCUGGAGUACAAACAAGGAGAGAUUCAAGGAGAAUAUGUCUCACCAGCUUCUUCACGUUUCAUCACAUCUCAUGAUCAAUACAGGUAACCAGUGAUAUAUGAGUCUUUAUAAAUAUAUAUAAUUUAUAUAACCAAUAAUGUACAUUUUUAUUACUAUGUAACAACCUAUAUGUACUUUCUUUGAUAACCAUAUAACGAACUAGAUUCAUUUCAGUGGCAGCUCAGUAGUCAUUGAAAUGUUCUUCAAAGCCAUAGCUCAGUACCGUCCUGAUCUCGUCGUAUUCUCGGGUAUUCAUUUGUUAGAAGCUCAAGUAAGUAGACCAAUUUGCAUUGUCAUUACCAUCAAACAUACGGUAUGCUUAGAAGUCUUUAUCUGUUAUAAUAUACGAUUAACAACUCUAUUUUAGCAACGUCAAGUCCGUCUAGAGAAGCUACGACUCAUCAAGCGAUCGUUGAUGCAAGUGAAUCCCUUGAUUCCAAUUCACAUGGAACUGGGAAGUAUGGGUGACGCCUCUCAUGCUCACGAAGUUCUGUACAGGGUAAGUCUACACAAUAACAGACAUAACUAAUAUUAUAUCUCUUAGUAGAUGUAAUAUAAAAAUUUAUUUUAAGAUCAUACCAUACGUAGAUUCACUUUCCAUCAACGAACAAGAACUGGCAUUCAUCUCCAAAGUUGGAAACGGCCCUUAUCAAGAACAAUAUCCAGUACGAGCUGGUGCACUUCAUGCUUACAAAGUAAGAAAAAACUUUCCAAAACUUGUAAAAAAAUUUAAAACUAUAAGCAGCGAAAGUUAAAACAAAUUCUUUUAGGUAGUUGAGAUGCUUUACUGGCUGCUCACAACCUUAGGCCAUGAUAAGAACAACCCGGCUGCCAAAAACUACAACUACCGUCUACAACGCAUUCACUUCCAAUGUCUAACAUAUCACAUUGUGGUACGUUUACUUAUGCCUAACAAAAAGUAAAGUAAUCUGGCUAAAAUUUUAACCCACUUAUCAAAAUAAUCACAAACUGGCCUAACAAAAACAAUAUUCAGGUUAGCCGAGGAACAGACUGGUCCAAUUUAGGGGCUGGACUAGCUGCUGGAGCUAGACUAGCCGGCAGACAGUCAUGCAACUUGGGUAACGACAAAUAUGGCAAUGACAAACUAGAGAUACGAUCGGGUAGUAGUGUUUUACUUGACAAACAGAUCGACAAGGUGUACCAGUUCAACCAGCACAAGUAAGUCUUCUUAAUAACAAUUUUUAGGUACAACUAGUCUAUCUUGUCAACUUUUGUAUACAGACUUUUACUUAUUAUAGAGAAAAUAUAUAAUCUUUUACCAUAUUUCAGCCCUCUGGCAUCAUGGAUGAGAAACGAAGUGGUGUUCAUCUACACCCCAGUACUAGUAUGCAAAUACCCACAACAGACAGUCGGCGUGAGCGAUGCCAUUUCAGCCACAUCACUACUUUACUCCCAGUUUUACAAACUGGAGAAGUUCUAAAAUACGAGUAUUCGAAUAGUUUCCCAUAGCUUUUGUUACCUUUUUUCCUAAUUUUACCGCAUUUUAACAAUUUUUCCUAGAAUUUACUGGUUUUGUUAGCUUUUUCAUAAUUUCUGUGAAUAAAGAGAUAUUCGGUGUGCGCAAAAAGUGGUCAUGUCUCGAUGACGUAUACAUCUCACGCCUUCAUGAAUCCGUUUCUCUCUACCGUAGCCGAAUUCCCUUUGGUCUUUUCGAUUCGAAAAAGUGAUCUAAAAUAAGGUGGCGAAAGCAAAAGUGAUUGUUUUUCGAGGCCGCUGAUAACGUAAACAAAAUAAACAGCCUUAUUAGGUGAACCCGGUUCGCCAAAAGAGUUUCCCGGGCGAGAAGUCGGAGGUUUCACGUUGGCGUGGUCUUAAACAGAAGAGACAAGUCUUCUUCUGUUUGUCGUGUUGUUUCUUUUAUUUCUCGUUUGGCGACGAGAUCAGCACGAUGAGGGUUUUUAUACUCUCAAUAUGUAUCUUGGCACUAGGUAACGGAUUGUUUUUAUUUUUUGUGUUUUUAGACUUUUUUCUUAUAUUAUCCUUAAUAAAAUUUGGAAGAGCCAACGUUUUUAUAAAUUAAAAUAUUUCAGGUGGUGCGCAAGAUCCAAACGCAGGUCAACCUCCUCAAAAUGCUCAAGGUAAGCGCUUAUAAAGUUAUAUUAUUGGUGUUUAGCUCAAGCUCCAAACGCGAAUCAACAAAACAUUGGCAAUGGACCUCAACUUGUCCAUAAAGUUGAAUGUCGAGGAGAUUUGGACAAAUACUGUAAGAAGGCGAUCGCUCAGCUACCUCCCAAUGAAGUCUUGAGUGAUAUGGCUGCGUUGGAGUGUCUUCAGGAAGCUGGCUACAGUGAAACCGAGAAGCUGACUCCAGAUUGUGCUCAAGCUGUCUGGGAGUUCAAGGUAAGAUUUUAUGUUAAAUAACUUUAAAAUAAAUUUCUUAACAAUAUCUUGUUUUAUAUAACCAUAGUAUGUUGUUUAGAUUGUAUUGACUCAAGAUGCCAGAUUUAUCGGUGCUAUAAAACAUUUCUGUGAUAACGAAAUCAAAGCUAAUCCAGGAAUAGCUGCUUGUGCCAACGAUCAACGACCAGGCUAUGCUUUGUCUUGUAUUAUGGACUUUGCCCAUACUAUGGACCAAAACACACAGUGUUUCCAAUUUUUAGGUAUCUUUUUGACUUUUUUUUUAAUUUUAGGUAUAAACUUUUACGAGAUGCUAAUUAAACUUUUUUUCUUAGUAACAUAGCGUCGAGAAAUCUUAUAGAAUUAUAAUUAAUUAUAAUUCAAUUUAAUAUCGUACAUAAAAAUGAUGUUACAGUGAGAACUGAACGUCUCGCUUUCUCUGACUUCCGACUUGUGGCCCCAUUCGUCGAGAAGUGUGGUCCAACUGUAGGUAAUCUUGGUUGUGGAACCUUGACCAAGCCUUCAGCACACCAAGGAGCUCGUUAUCCUCAUUCACAAGGCUCUGUUCUUGAGUGUUUGAUUGAUAAGAUGGUUAAUAUCCCGAAAGAUCCUGUCAAGGCUGAGGUUGUCAAGAAUUUGCCAUUAGAAUGUAGAAAGGAAGUGAUGAGGAUAGCUGAACUGCAAUCUGAAGACUGGCACAUGGACAGACCGUUGUACUUUGCUUGCAGAGAAGACAGAGAACGAUUCUGUUCUGAAGUUCAAGGUGGAGAAGGUCGAGUAUUCCAAUGUUUGAUGGACCACAAGGACGACAAGUUGAUGGAACCAGAGGUAAGGUUUUUGACAGAUUUUUUAUUAUAAUGUUAAUUUUUAGAUUUCUGUUAUUGUUUUAAUGAUAAAGAAUGUUACAUUAACUAUCAUUUAACCUCCAUAUCAUUUCAGUGUGGUAAAAUCUUGUCUGAACGUGCCGGCUUAAUGGGUCAAGAUUACAGACUAGCCCAUCCAUUGUUGAAGGGAUGUAAGAACGAGAUGAAGGCAUAUCAAUGUACUCCUCAAGUCGGAUUCGAAAGGUCCCAAAACUUCCAUUUGAGUUGGGUUUUGUUGUGUCUGGAAAAUGGUCAUCACCACUUUACUAAACAACAACAUGAUAAACAACAAGCUGAGAAGGACAAGAAAGAACCUCAAGCUACUCCCGAUCUUAUGCCAUUCACUCCAGAAUGUACCCACGAGAUGCAACAACACCGAGCCAUGAUGGUGUCUGAAUUCAGAAUGAGUCCAGAGUUGGUCAUGACUUGUGCACAGGUACGUUUACUUAUUGCUAUCACCUUUAUUUAUAUAUACUUAUUGCACUUAAAAUUAUAAGGGAUAUUGCUUGCAAAUUUAUAAUUUACCAUUAUUUUAGGAAAUCGACAAGUAUUGUAGUCCAAAAGGCGACCUCGAGACAGCCGGAAAGACCGUUCAUUGUCUGAUGGCUCACGCUGAAGCCAGAGACGAGAAGAAGACCCUUGGCCCACAAUGUGUGAAUGCUCUGAAAGAUUUGAUGAAGGUAGCUGAUGUUGGAUCUGAUUACCGUGUAGACAAGGUCUUGUGGCAGUCGUGUAGACCUCUGAUCGAAGGCAAGUGUAAGAUGGACGCGGUGUCUGAGGCUCAGACUUUGAGUUGUCUGAUGUCCAAUUUGGAUGGACCUGAUAUGACAGAUGAUUGUGAGGACAGACUUCUGGAGGUACAGUACUUCAUGGCCAGAGAUUGGAGUCUGGACCCACAACUUUAUGAAGCUUGUCAGAAGGAUGCCAUUGAGAGGUGGGUGUAGUCACUAAUAAUAAAAACAUACUUAAAGCUAUUCUAAUCAUUAUUUUGGGUAUGUUUAUAUUACUAUCGUCAAGUAUGUGCUAUUGUUUUACCUUACACAUCAUUGCCUUGUUUUCAGAUGUUCUGCUGUAGAUAACUGGCAUCAGAAUCAGCCGAAAGAACAACGGCCUGACCCAGGUCCCCAAGUCCUGGCUUGUUUAUACCGUAAUUCGUACGAUGAGGAGAAGCCUUUGGUACAAGAGUGUCAGAAUCAAGUUCACCGUGUACUCAGGGAACGUGCUCAACGUGUCAAUCUGAUCCCUGACAUUGAAGAAAGUUGUCGUGAAGCUCUGUCUGAAUACUGUUCUCAGAAUGUGAAGCCACAAGAGGUAAGUGUUCUUGGUUUUUUAACUGUCAUUAUAUAUGACAUUAUUAUUAUUUUUACCACUUAUAGUUUUUAUAAAAUGGUACGAAUUACCAUGAUAUUCUUCAUCAAUAUCACCUGUUUCAGGAAAUGAAUUGUCUUCAAAAGCAAUUCGAAGCACCUCAAUUCAAAGAGAAACACUCCAAAUGUCACGAAGAGAUCUACAAGUUCACUCAAAUGGAAUCCAAGGAUACCAAACUGAAUCGACUCCUUACUAUGGCUUGUCGACCGGUAAUCGACGUUUACUGUAAACAGUUGAUGAACGAAGACAUCGACCAUGGAGAUGUGAUGAUGUGUCUAUCUCAACAUAAAGAUGCUCACGAAAUGAACGGAAAAUGCCGAUCCUAUGUGCAACACUUUGAGCUGAUCUCCAUGAGGGACUACCACUUCAACUACAAGUUCACGCAAGCUUGUAAGCCUGACAUCGACGUCUAUUGCUCAGCUUUUGGUAACGACGAGUAAGUUUUGACUUGAGUAGUGGUAAGCAAGAGCAAAUGGGAUUUCUUAGCCAUUGAUUUUCGAAUUGUAUCAAUCUUGAAUAAUCAUGUAACAUAUAAUACAUGUAUGUAAAGUAAAUUGAAUAAUUUUAGAGGAGCGAUCAUCCGUUGUUUGUCUAACAUCAUGUUCGAGCACAAGGUACUGGGAGAGAACAAGGACCUCAGGAAGGAAUGCAAGAAACAGCUCCGAAAUGCCUUCCUUCAACAAGAACAGGUGGAUGUGAGUUUGGCUUCUAGCUUAGGGUAACGUAGUUGAGAUUACACAAAAUAUGGUUGAGGUAAAAGUAACUUUUGUAAAUGUAUUCUGUAAAAAAUCUUAUUUUUUAUUAAAGCGCAGGUUCGGUUCAAGGUAUUUUUUAGUGAUUAUAUCUGUAGCUACGCCUACAGAUGUAGAUCUAGGUAAGAGUAGGUAAGAUGAGAUGAUUCUUUAGCUUGGUGGCGUUUCGUUUUUAAUUUCUUUCGGUGCUCCAAAGUUUUGCUUACUUACAACUGUUGUAAUCUCUGUAACAUGUUGUUUUACCGUGUUAUUUCAGUUCGAUGACAAGGAACACAUGAAGGAUGUAGAUCCAGUGAUGAUGAAUGCUUGUAGCAAAGAUCUGAACAGAUUCCAGUGCAACAACCAGAACACGUUCGAAGGUGUGGUCGAGUGUUUGAGAAGUCACUUUGACGAACUUGGUAUGUUUAUCUUUGUUAUUUUGUUGGAUCUAACGUCAUUUUCUUAAUUAUAAUGUUUUUUGUCAAUUUUUCGUAAAAUCUUUGAAAAAAUAUUUUAAAAAUGUCUUACUGUUACAUUUGCAGACACCGAAUGUAAGAGAUACGUCUUCCAACGACAACAAGUUGAAGCCGCGGACAACAGUUUUGACAAUGAACUGCAGGUACGUCGCUUUAACAUUCUAAUGGUACAAUAUGUCAGUCAUACUUCUAGUUUUUGCCAUUUUUUUAGAAGACCUGCAGUUAUGAUAUUAACAAGUAUUGUCGUAGCCAAAACGAUGACAAAGUACUAGACUGUCUAAGUAACACCAAGAUUGUCAGACUUCUCCAGAGGGGAUGUCAACAACUUGUGAAGGAGAGAAUGCUGGAACGACUGGAAGACGACCGGUUGAAUCCAGGACUUCUGGCUGCUUGUAAAUCUGAAGCCGAAACUCAGUAAGUCAAAAUAAUCGAGGACGCCUUUUUAAAUGAAAUUUAAUGAAAUGACAAUUUUAAUGAUAAUGUUCUCUUUUAAGUUGUCCAGAGGAAUACCGACGAUUGAACAGUCCUCAACGUUCCAAGGACGCUUUGGAACCAGCAAUUGCCAACUGUUUGAGAGCCAAAUACACUCAGUUCAACAGCCAAGUACACCUAGGUCCACAAUGUAAAGACGAGGUAAGUUCACGGUUAUGAUGAGACAAUUUCUUUAGUGUUUGUCAAAAAAAAUGGUCUUGGUUAAAGAUAUUAUUGUAGAAGAUUAAUUCUCCAAUCAUCAAAACAUAACGAGUGUUUUGUUACCUUUUGUAAUUAAACGUUUGUAGGUCUCCAAAUUGAUAUUGGAAGGUGAAUUCGACGUCACGCUCGACCCUCAACUCUACAAAGCCUGUAAGGGAAUCAUAAACAGACAUUGCUCUAACAUCAUCCUCACGAAGGGCGGCAACUUCGACUCGGUUCUGGAAUGUCUGAAGGCUGAUCUCUACACGAAUCAGAUCUCGGACAGGAAUUGUGCCGCCCAAUUGAUCAGAAGAACCCAGGAAUCUCUGGUCGAUAUUCACAUGGACCCAUCACUUCACGAAGCUUGUUCAGUCGACGUCCAGAGGAUCUGCCGUGAUGUGCCUCCAGGGCAGGGUAGAAGUAAGUUUAGAUAUAUGUUGUCAUUGAUGGUGAAUUGUAGCAGAUGAUUCAUGUUUUACUGUUUUCUUAUUGUUUUUUUUACAAGUUGGUUAUUAAUUUAAGUGAUUUUUUCUUCAAAUUGCAAUUUAUAGCAUUACAAUAAUUAUUUUAGUCAUCACCUGCCUGAUCGAUGCUCUCGACGUGCCCCAAACCCCAAUGUCCUCGGGCUGUCGUACCAAGUUGGUGGAGCGAAAGAAGCUGUGGAACAUUGCUCACGACGAAUACAAAAUGGAACUGCCAGAAACCUGGGCCGAAGCCUACGAAGCCAUCGCCAACCACCCCCAACGCACCUCUAUCCUGACAGUGACCGGAGUGGUACUGAUGGUACUCCUCUUAAUAGGAUGUUGUUGUGGUCGCCUCACGAAACGCCAGUAUUCCGAAUUGAAGAACCGUUAG
Bursaphelenchus okinawaensis is the source of this 8268-nucleotide messenger RNA. NCBI's taxonomy places the organism in Eukaryota, Metazoa, Nematoda, Chromadorea, Rhabditida, Aphelenchoididae. The record is from the annotation of a GenBank genome assembly.